Messenger RNA from Onychostoma macrolepis, 2670 nucleotides. RefSeq names its product gastrula zinc finger protein XlCGF57.1-like. The record is from RefSeq and is a predicted model, not a curated record. The coding region runs from base 1022 to 2503 and encodes 493 amino acids. Gene Ontology annotation, molecular function: RNA polymerase II cis-regulatory region sequence-specific DNA binding; DNA-binding transcription factor activity, RNA polymerase II-specific. Gene Ontology annotation, cellular component: nucleus. Gene Ontology annotation, biological process: central nervous system development; regulation of transcription by RNA polymerase II. Lineage: Eukaryota; Metazoa; Chordata; Actinopteri; Cypriniformes; Cyprinidae. The transcript is spliced from 4 exons.
AGAUCUGCUCCUCCAACCACAGCAAUUCACCUACAGUUCAGCUCUUCCCACAACAGUUUAUGAAAAAGUCGAAAACAUGACUGAUCCAGAACCCAGCAGAAUAAAACAGGAAGAUACUGAACAACAAAUAGAAUUAGAUGCUGUUAAUGUGGAUGUGCCAGAACUUUCUUCAGUUAAACAAGGAGAAAACUGAAGUCAUUGCAUUUGGAAACAAAGAUGAAGUUCUCAAGCAUACAGCACCCUACUUAAGCAAGAUGUCAAUAAAUACAUCAGGUUUGGAACCAGCACCGAACUGAAAUGAACUUUUUGAGUAUAGUCAAAGACAGCGACAAGACAUUAUUUCAGAAGAAUCGCUCUUUGAUGUACCAUACCAAAUGGACUCUGAAUCCCAUAUGGAAGUAUUCAACCUCAUGAAAAGAAAGACGAGGACCCAUCUGCAUGUUGUUACCCUCAAUGAUUAUAUCAGACAAGGUAUUAUUCCUCGAGGUCUGAGGUGGCAAAAGGAACCAAUGCUGGGUAGUCGAUCGGAGGAAUUCUGUGAACGAUGGUGUGCGAUUCUAAACAAAUGUUCAAUGGACCUGAUGACUUUACUGGUGGACCAACUUAAAAAAGAUUUGAAAGAUUUGGACAAUGAAUAUGAAGAAAAAGUGGAGAAAUUACGAACCUUGCUUUCAGGUGAUAAACUAACCGACAUUUUGAAUGCGUGUCAAGAUCAACAACAAAAACUCACUCAACAAUUGAAAGAAUUAAAAAUCAAGAAGUUCACUCGGGAUAAAAAGGAGAAACAGGAAGGAAGAGUUUACUUUUGGAAGACCCCGGAUCAUGGAUCCACUCGCUGGCAUUUCUGUGAACGGCGUCAACAACGUGAUUUGUCAUCUGAUCAAACAUCUCUCUCUUCAUCUACUACCUCCAGCUCAAGUUUUUUAUCUGUCAGUCGACGCAGACGCAACCGUCAAAAACGACAAAAAGAAAGCGAUUAUCACGGACUAGACGUGGAAAAAAGACCAAUAAAUCGAGAACCAUGGACUCUAUCAAGAAUGAUGACCAGGAAGUGACUGUUUUCAACCUUUCUAACCUGAUAAAAGAGAACAAGGAGAUCCAAGAACUGGUUGAAGAGGGGGAGAGCCAUCAUGUCAAAACUGAAGAAACAUCCUGGAGUUCCUCAUUGAAAAGAAAAGAUGAAAUAUGGCCUCAGUGUGGAAAGAGUCUCUCAUGCAAGCAAAAUCUUGAUAUUAACAUAAAAUGUCAUCUUGAAGGGAAGCUAUACACAUGUGCUCAGUGUGAAAACACUUUCACAAUAAAAGAAAACCUUACAAAACACAUGAAUAUCCACACUGGGGAGUUGUACACAUGUGAUCAACGUGGGAAGACUUUCAGACAAAAAGGAAACCUUAACAAACACAUGAAAACCCAUGUUACUUAUUCAAGAGAAAGACUAGAUAACUGUGACCAAAGCAGUAGAACAUUCGCUAGGGCAGAUUUACUGAAGGACCACCUGAAAGUUCAUACAAGGGAGAAGCCUUAUGUGUGUUGUUUAUGUGGAAAGACUUUUAGUCAGAUGUUUGCAUUAAAGAUACACCAGAAAAGACACAGCAGUGUGAAGGAUCAUGCUUGCUCUGAGUGUGGGAAGACUUUUUUUACAGAUGCUGAACUGAAAGUGCACCAGACAGUUCACACUACAGAAACACCUUACAAGUGUUCACGCUGUGACAAGAGAUUCAAACGGUCAACAUAUCUACAAAUACAUGAGAGGAUCCACACUGGAGAGAAGCCGUAUACAUGUGAUCAAUGUGGGACAAGCUUCAGACUAAAAGAAAUGCUUAAUCGACACAUGAAUAUCCAUAAUGGGGAGAAGUUGCACAUAUGCGAUCAAUGUGGGAAGAACUUCAAACAAAAAGCAAACCUUAACAAACACAUGAAAAUCCACACUGGAGAGAAGCCACACACAUGCAAUCACUGUGGAAAGAACUUCAAACAAAAAGCAAACCUUAACAAACACAUGAAAAUCCACACUGGAGAGAGGCCGCACACAUGUGAUCAGUGCGGGAAGGGUUUCUUAGAAAAAGGAAACCUUAAAGACCACAUGAACAUCCACACUGGAGAGAGGCCGCACACAUGUGAUCAGUGUGGAAUGAACUUCAAACAUAAAGGAAACCUUACCAAACACAUGAAAAUCCACACUGGAGAGAAGCCACACACAUGUGAUCAGUGUGGGAAGAGUUUUGCAGAAAAGGCAACCCUUAAUGAACACAUGAGAAUCCACACUGGAGAGAAGCCGCACACAUGUGAUCAGUGUGGGAGGAGUUUUGCAAAAAGAGGAGCCCUUUAUGAACACAAGAAAACCCACAGUGAAGAGAAGCCGCAUCACUGCCAUUCAUGUGGGAAGAGAUUCACUCAAUUAUCUUCUUUAAUCUCUCAUAAAUUACAUGUUUGCAUGUCUGAAAUAACAGUAAGUAAUUCAAGUACUGAUCCUGUACUUCCAGGUGUGAUAGGUGCUAGGUAGGGCUGCAUCAAUGAAUUAUCUUGAUAAUUGAUUAAUCACAGAUUAUUAGAAUGAUUGAGCUAUUGAUUAUUUCUCAGAUUAAUCAGCAGAUUUAUUGAUUAUUCGGCUUUUGGAGUUUGUUAAAAUGUUGAGUAAUACUCAAACUAAUAAAUAAAACAAGGAAAUCA